CGGGUGUGCUGUUCCGCGAGUGGCUUUUUCAUCGAUCUCGUUCAUCUGAGUGCUGCUGUCCUGAGCGCCGGGGCCUUUGUCUGAUUUCACCAGAAAUAACCUAACUUCCCGUUUUCUGUCGGCUUGACAUAUUACAAUUCUAUUUUUAAUAUAUUUAAUUUUAUUACUAUUUGUUUUUUCGUACCGGUCCUUCUGACUGUCAGUAUCAAAGGAUUUUUUUGCUUCCGUUUAAAGAGAAAUCGACCGAAGAAAGAAGCUCCGGAACUUUGCAGGUUUUAAACUUUGUAGAUCGAGACUAGGUAGGACCCGCUGACGCCAAGGACAAAAGAUCACGAGGACCCCGAGCGACCCCUCCCAACCCAAAUAAUUAUUUGGCCUGAUUGGCCCGUUUCCUGAGAAGACAUCCUGGAUCCCAGCAUGACCAAAGCUGAAAUGGGCAAGCUGAACAGCACCGGAGAGGAGGACAGCAGCAGCUACAGUUCUAACGGCAACGACUUCAGCUAUCAGUACCCCACCAAAUCAGCUGUGAUGAAGAGCCAUUAUAUAGAUAUGGAUCCAGAAAACCAAAACUUUUUACUUGAAUCCAACCAAGGGAAGAAGAAAUAUGAAACUGAAUAUGUACAUCCAGGUACAACUUCCUUUGGAAUGUCAGUAUUUAACCUGAGCAAUGUUAUUGUAGGCAGUGGCAUCCUUGGACUUUCUUAUGCCAUGGCAAACACAGGAAUUGCUCUCUUUAUAAUUCUCUUAGUCUUCGUGUCAAUAUUUUCUCUAUAUUCUGUUCAUCUUCUUUUGAAGACUUCCAACGAAGGAGGAUCUUUAUUAUAUGAACAAUUGGGAAUGAAAGCAUUUGGCAUGCCUGGAAAACUUGCAGCAUCUGGAUCAAUUACAAUGCAGAACAUUGGAGCUAUGUCAAGCUACCUCUACAUUGUGAAAUAUGAAUUACCAUUGGUCAUCAAAACAUUUUUGAACAUUGAAGAGCAUUCAGGAGAAUUGUAUUGGUAUACUAAUGGCGAUUAUUUGGUUAUAUUAGUAUCCUUGUUGCUUAUCCUUCCUUUAUCACUGUUGAAAAAUUUAGGUUAUCUAGGCUACACCAGUGGAUUUUCCUUAUUGUGCAUGGUCUUCUUCCUUAUUGUGGUCAUUUGCAAGAAAUUUCAAAUUCCUUGUGGAACGGAACAUGAUCUAAUUAAUGCAACUCUAAACAUUACCACGGAGCAACUGUUGAUUACAAAUGAAACAAAUGUUAAUGCAACUUAUGAUUCCUGUGUACCAAAAUAUUUUGUCUUCAACUCAAAGACUGUCUAUGCUGUACCAAUCCUGACAUUUUCUUUUGUCUGUCAUCCUGCUGUUCUCCCUAUUUAUGAAGAAUUGAAAGGCCGAAGCCGCAGAAGAAUGAUGAAAGUGUCCAAUAUUUCAUUUUUUGCUAUGUUCCUCAUGUAUCUUUUGGCUGCUCUCUUUGGAUACUUGACAUUUUAUGGAAAGGUGGAAGCCGAAUUACUCCAUACUUAUUCAGCAGUGCUUGGGAAUGAUACUCUCCUUCUGAUUGUGCGCUUAGCAGUCCUGAUGGCAGUCAUUCUUACUGUUCCAGUUGUGAUUUUUCCAAUCCGCAGUUCUGUCACACAAUUGCUGUGUGCAAGCAAAGAAUUUAGUUGGGUGCGUCAUUGUAUUAUUACAGGAGCUAUUUUGGUAUGCACCAACGUUCUUGUCAUUUUUGUUCCCACAAUUCGAGACAUAUUUGGAGUCAUUGGUGCCUCUGCUGCUGCCAUGCUAAUCUUUAUACUUCCAUCAGCUUUCUACAUUAAGCUUGUGAAAAAAGAAUCCAUGCAAUCCGUGCAAAAAAUUGGGGCUCUCCUGUUCCUGCUAAGUGGCAUAAUUGUGAUGGUUGGAAGUAUGACUUUAAUCAUUGUGGAUUGGAUCAACAAUUAACCUACCUGUUUAUUCAUUAGUCUUCAUUCUGCCAUCUUCUGGGAGAAAGAAACUUCUGCCUAUGUUUGCAGCUCCACUUCCUUUGAUGCUAGUACUUCUAACUAUAGAACAGAUGGAUUUUAAAGAAAGAAAAGCAAAAGAAACUAUUCUGCACAAGAAUAGAUACUAAUAUCAAGUCAGCUGAGUCUUUGGCUGAGUGAAAUGACUUUUUUUUAUUCCAUUCCAGGGAAUGGACAGCUCACUCUAUAAAAUUUUAUCAAGCCAUGUUGGGCUUUGGACAUUGUUACUUGGAUUCUUUAUUAUUUACUUGAAUGUGCCUAAUGGAAAAAACAGAUGUGAGAAGUAAAUUAGUUUACAGCAAAUUUCUAAGCUAGCCAUUAAAAGCAAGGGAAAAAAACAGUUAUUAUUUUUAUACCAAAUAACUAUGGACUCAAAAGCACUAUUUUGACUUUUAAGAAAACAUUUUAUAAGUUAAAGAUCCAAAUAAGGGUAAGAAAAAUCAGUAUAUUGUUUAAUCAAUAACCUCAGUUCAAAACAUUUGCCUGCCUACAGAGACAUAUUCUAAAAAUUAUAUUUUUCACGUCAAUAAGCUUAUUUUUUAAAUCUGUUACAACUGUUUAAUUGGCUAUCUUGAAAGAAUAGAACUAUAAUUAAAUUCCAUUUGUAAUUUUAGUUAUUCUAACAUUAAAACCAAACGAAGAUUUGUUAAGUUCCAAUUAAAGUAUAUUUAAUCAGUUAGCAUAAAGUACUAUACUAUAUUUCAAGGAGUCAUUUCCUCGAACGUAAUUUUUGUGGAAAAAAACAUCAGAAUGUCUGAUAUAUUAAUUUAUGGCAUUCUGUUCUAAUUAAAGCUAUGUCCAGGCAACUCUUGAAAUUAAUGAAAAUUUAUAGGAGCAUUAUUUGGCAAAUUGCUGAUCCAUUCAUAAAAUACAAUGUUGGCAUUUUUCUUCUUGAGGUACUCAGUAUUGCAAUUACAGAAGAUAAAAACAUUUUAAUUUUUUUAAAAAAUUUGCUUUUACCAAAGCACAGUAAAUUAUUAGAUAAUGUGAUGUUCCUAGCAAAAAAUCUGGCUUUUAGUAUAUAGAACAAAAAUAUUGAGAUAAUGCUAUAGUUUACUGGAGGUAAAGUAUACAGAUAGUGUAGUACUUUUCAGAUGCAUGUUUAAACUUAACAUUUAUUAUUAUUUUAUAUUAUGUUACAUAAUUGCACCAGGCUUUGAUGCAUGUGACAAAAUUCUUUUCAUAACUAUAUUUAAUGUAGUUUUGUAAUGAUUGACUAAACUGUCAACACACACACACACACACACUCAUUGCUAAAUGAAUGGGUCUUGUAUUAUUGAGACAAUAGGGUAACAACCAUAGGUCAUGUACAGUAGAUGUCCAGAACAUGAUCCUGCCCUGAUUGGACAAUAUAUAUUACACAGAGUAUAAGCAUUCAAGGAACAUAUGAACAGGCACACCUCUCACACUCCUGUCUAUCUCCCAUUCAUCACUCAGCCUGGAAAUUCAAGAAGAGCUGAAUGUUGAUUGGGGAAAUUCAUACAUAUUUCCCAUUUCUAUGAUUAAUUUAAAGAGAUAUUUAAUGAAUUUGCCAAGUGGGAUAGAAGGUAAACUCUUCUCUAUUACAUUUUGUAGUAAUAAAUCUGUGUUGCAAGUACUGCAUUUGCCAGAGGAAGAAUCAUGUUCCAUUUUGGUUACUACACAUAUUAAUUAUACUAUUUCAAACCCAAGGUGUAAAGAGAUUUGGGACAUUUUUUUCAUUUCACAGAAAUUGCUGAGCAGAUUCUCUGCCAGAAUCUAAAAAGGCAGAAUUUAAUUAGGUAACAUUUAGACAAUUGGCAUAAUGUAACUUAAUAGUAGUAGCUCAAUAGUAACUAUUGAGUUAAGAGCAAUCAAAAAAUGGCAUGUAAUUAACCAGAAUAUUUUUAAGCGUAGGUUCAGUUUAAAAAAAUAUACAGCAAAUAUUUCCCAUUGCAUUCUGAUUCUUAACCUAAUGUUUCAUUAGGGCACUUGUUAAUAAGGAACAUGAUUUAUUGAAAAGUGACUGUAAUUUUUGCCCUUAUUGCCUUAGAAAGGCUAGAAUUCAGCUAUGGUUCUAGGCAGGACAAUAUAAUCUGUACUUGAAUAAUAGUUGUGAUAAUCUCUCUUAUUCCUAAAAUGUCAGUAACCAAUACUAGUAUUGUUAAAAACACAAAGCUUAUUUUUUUGAUCUACAUUGUCUAAAGAAAACAUCUUAGAAUUUCAAAGACCACUCUUUUGUAAGCAUUUGGCUAUGUAAUGUAAGAUUUCAUUGUUAUUUAACAUAUCUCAGAA
Messenger RNA from Notechis scutatus (mainland tiger snake), 4235 nucleotides. The record is from RefSeq and is a predicted model, not a curated record. NCBI's taxonomy places the organism in Eukaryota, Metazoa, Chordata, Lepidosauria, Squamata, Elapidae.